Messenger RNA from Ostrinia nubilalis (European corn borer), 3308 nucleotides. Its product is annotated as trypsin 3A1-like. Lineage: Eukaryota; Metazoa; Arthropoda; Insecta; Lepidoptera; Crambidae. The transcript has 5 exons. The coding region runs from base 143 to 943 and encodes 266 amino acids. Gene Ontology annotation, molecular function: serine-type endopeptidase activity. The record is from RefSeq and is a predicted model, not a curated record. Gene Ontology annotation, biological process: proteolysis.
AUUAUCACUAAAAAACAACGCCAUUUCUGAGUAACGCUAAUUAAAAUAAACUAAUAACAUAUUAAAUCGCAACUCGAUAAGAGAGAUCAUUAACAACGGGACAACAACAGAACUGGUGCUGGUGCGAGUAUCGGUUGCAGCCAUGUCUGUGCGCGUACACAAUUUGUGCAUUUUUGCACUGAUUUGUAUUUCGAUUCGCCAUGUUGCUGGGACUACCACAACGUCCACACCCAGCCCUCCAAGAUAUGUCGCAAAGCCGAUAUCAAUCAGGCGGGUGCCAUACAUGGCUUCGCUGCACGAAUGCCCGCGAGGAGCGUGUCUGGCCAGCGUGAUACACAAGCGGUUCCUACUGACCGCUGCCAGUAGUUUAGUGCUGGACUGGAAAGGGAAUCUAGCAAACCUGACUAAAGCUCGAGUAGGGAGUAAGUACCUGGACAAGGGUGGCCAAUUGUACGCCAUAGAAAAGUUGAUUCCGCACGAAAAAUACUUGACGUUCGUUGGCGACUACAACAUUGGACUGGUGAAGUUGGCCAAGAAGAUCGAUUUUGGGUCAACAGUUGGCCAAAUCAAGCUUGGGAAGAAAGUUAUCAUCGGCGAUUUGGUGGACAUCAUCGGAUGGGGGGUAGGAGAGAAUUUACAGAACUCAACCAAAGGAGCAGUCCACGAGGUUUCAUCGCUUCCUGUGCUGGUGCCGAGGAGGUGCCAGGGCGCUCUGUUGGGGCGCAUCAUCCACCCGCGGAAUAUGUGCGUGGAAAUAGCAGGCGUCCCGCCAGGGGACUUUGUGUGCGACGAAGGCGGCCCAGUGGUGGUGAACAACUCCAUAGUGGGCGUGGGCUCCACAUUUUGGGGCUGCGGCCUGCUGCCCGGGGUCUAUACGCGAGUGUCGCGCGUCAAGCGCUGGAUACGGCAGGCGAUUGACAACAACACCUACAUCGAGUUUUAGUGUUAAGUAUAAGUUUUAUCACAGAAUAAUAAUAAAUGGUUUUAUACAAUAUGUAACAAAAACACCGUCCGAUCCGAAAGGGUCAUAAAGUAGCUUUAACAACAUUACCAAAACAAGUAUCAAAAUUACGUAAUUAAUAAAAACAAUUUUUUUUAUUGAUUUUUAAAGUCAAUAAGUUUAGCAAUGAUUUACCCUACAACGGGGAAAUUUUCAAAAAGCGUUAACACUCUGUCGGCGCGCGGCUUUUUUUAAGACGCUGGGGGUCAUGACCUUAUGACGUCGCUACGCGUGCCGGCGCAUCUCUACCCCUCCCGCGUACCCUCUACCACAAAAUAUAAAAACCACUCUACCACAAAUUAUAUUUUGUGCCUCUACACUGCAGUUCGGAUUGCCAUGUAAGCUUUUUAUUUUUGUAAAUUUUGUAUUUAUUUUUCAUGGGGUAUUUUUUUUAUAAUAUUUUAUGAAAAUUAUUACACAAAUGGAAUCUUAACUCGAUACCUAUUAACACCUUAAUGGAUCGGACGGUGUUUCCGUUACACAUUGUAUAAAGCCACAGCAUGCAUUUUCAAGUAAUCCCGGAAUCUAUACUAAUAUUAUAAAUGCGAAGGUAACUCUGUCUGUCUGUCUCGCUUAAACCACUGAACCGAUUUUGAUGAAAUUUGGUAUGAAGAUGGUUUGAGUCCCGGGAAAGGAUAUAGGAUAGUUUUUAUCCCGGUUUUUGAAACAGGGACGCGCGCGAUAUAGUUUUUCUGUGACAGACAAAAUUCCACGCGAGCGAAGCCGCGGGCGCAAAGCUAGUAUGCAAUAAUUUCGGAAUAUGCAUCCGAUUAUCCGAUAACUGGUUAUCACCACUUUUGAAGAUAAUUAUGCUCUAAAUCACGAAUUACGAGAAAGUUUGAGCGUUAUAUUUUUCAUCAUCAUCAUUUCAGCCACAGGACGUCCACUGCUGAACAUAGGCCUCCCUCAAUGCUUUCCACGUUGAUCGAUUGGUAGCGGCCUGCGUCCAGCGCUUCCCUGCUACCUUUACGGUGUCAUCGGUCUACCUUGUGGGUGGACGUCCCACGGUGGAUUUUUGCAAGAUUGUAAUGCCUAAGCACGCAUGCUAAUACUUUUAGCAUCGGCUAGUCGCUUUAGAAGCUGAAUGCAGCGACCACAAUAUAUUCUACAUCACACUUAAAAACGCUAUACGUAAGUCGCGAAAUCUUUACGUAUUUUGUGUAAAUGGUGGAUUAGAGAUAAACUAAAAGAUGUCCCCUGCUGGAGAAAGAACAUCCACGUUAGAUCCUGCGCUGCACCGGGUCAUCGGUUCACUGAGUGGGGAGGCUACUACUACACUAUAGAAGUAUAAUGACGCUAUCAUUUCUAGUUCGGCAAAAAUCGUAAAUUAAUAAUAAAUUAAACUUAUAAUUUUAUUGUAAUUAAUGUGACUAAAGUCAUGUAAACGCUUUGGUAUUUCUGUAAGCUACAAAACAUAAGUUAAUGUAACAAAAAUAAAACCAAAGAUAUCAUUUAUACAACUUUUAUUUCACUUAAUAAAUAAAGAUGUUCACAGAAAACUCCUUUUAAACAAAAUAUCAAUUGAUAAAACUUACAGAACGUAAAUCAAUUACUUUUUAAUCAUGUGUAGUUCUUUUACAAAGAUAAAUAACUGAACAUUGUCUUAAUAAUCUUCUUCUUUAUUUUUCCCAUUUGAAAUUAAAUUACAUGACGAAUAUAACAAAAUAUAUUUCCAACGUAAAUAAAUUGCCCAAAACUGAGGGAACUUAUUUCAAUACUGCAAAAUUAACUGUCAUUAUUGUAUUGUUUAAUUCAAAAUACACAACUUCAAUCUUUAAAGUAACUGAAGAAAAUUCAUUAAAAAUGGUCCAUAUUUUAAGUACUUGAAAGUAACAGAAAAACAAAAAAUAUCCGUUAUAUCCGUCAAUAAUCUCCCAAUCUUCGUCUCCUGAACAGUUUUCCAAACUAACUUUUUCUCUAUCAUUUGGGCAUCUGUAUAUGUGUAUGUUUCCCAAACUGCUGACGUAAUUUGUGUACUUAUCAUACAGUACAUCUAGCACGAAAAACUUUCGACUUCGAAUCGUUUGCGUAUUCGAAUCGCUUUCGAAAGUUUUAAUAUGAAAACUUGAGAUGUAAUGGUAGCUUAACUACCUAGCUCGCAUCAAUACUUAUGACUAUAAUUUGUAUAUUUCAAAGACUAUAAACCCUUGAAAAGGAGGCUGACAAUAGUGACUGAGUUUCUUGCGCUGCUUCUUCUCAGCACUGGCCCAUUUAUUGUCACGAAGCAGUGGUAGGGUUAAUAUUGGGACGUGUAAAAGUGCUUUUUAAAAGCCUAUUUGAAAAAUUUAUGAGUUUUAUGAGUUUUUUU